AUGGCUGAAAUAAAGAUACUAAAAUCACAUUUAGGAAAACAAGCCAGACAAUUAGAAAAUGAAAUUGAUUCUAAAUUAGUUACAUUUAGUAAAUUGGGAACCGGUCAUGUUUUAAGCCCUAAAAAGGAUAGUGCUGCAGAGCCUUUACUUGGAACAAAUACAUUUGAAAAUGCUACAGAUGAAAUUCAAAUUUUGUUAAACAAACUUUCAUCAGUGUCUGAGAAAUUAAGUGAAGUAACAGCAUCUGGUACUCCUCCAACAGCAGCUCUACUUCACACAGUUCAAAGACAUAAAGAAAUUUUACAAGAUUAUAUUCAGGAAUUUAAUAAAAUUCAAGCAAAUUAUAAAGCUAGGAAAGAAAGAGAAGAAUUAUUAAAUAGUGUUAGGACUGACAUUAGUAAUUUUAAAUCAUCCAAUGGACUUAACAGAAGAGUAGAUUUAAAUUUAAAAGAAAAUGAACAUAUUCGAAAUUCUAACAGAUUAGUUGAUGAGCAAAUAGCUAUAGCAAUGGAAACAAGAGAUCAUCUUAGUAAUCAAAGAAUAAUUUUCAAAAGAUUUCAAACUCGAAUUAAUGAUUUCAGUAAUCGUUUUCCAUUAAUUAAUAGUUUAAUUCAAAGAAUACAUAUAAGAAAAAGAAGAGAUUCAUUAAUUGUUGGUUCAGUUUUUGCAAUAUGUGUUAUUUUGAUGUUAAUGUAUGCAUUUCGUUAG
Molecule: messenger RNA, 708 nt
Organism: Pediculus humanus corporis (human body louse)
Lineage: Eukaryota; Metazoa; Arthropoda; Insecta; Psocodea; Pediculidae
Product: golgi SNAP receptor complex member, putative
Exons: 6
Coding region: 1-708 (235 amino acids)
Biological process (GO): endoplasmic reticulum to Golgi vesicle-mediated transport; vesicle fusion
Cellular component (GO): Golgi membrane; Golgi medial cisterna; cis-Golgi network
Molecular function (GO): SNAP receptor activity
Source: RefSeq, a predicted model, not a curated record